AUUCAUUGUAUUUAAACUUAUUCUUGAAUUAAUUUAAAAUAAAUAACUGACUAAAUUAAAGUUUCUUAUACCUGCGAUUAUUUUAUUUUUUAGAGUUCUUGUCCGAAGCAUAACUGGAUCCAGAAAAUUGAUCCAUUGUUAAGAUUUCAAAAUGAUAAAGAAAAUGUCAUUUAAAAGAUAAAUUUAAACACAAAAGUUUUAUUGAACCUAAUGGAGGAACGACAAACUGAAAAUGAACAUAAAAAGCCUGAAGAAUCUCCCAACUCAAAGUUUGAAUGUAACAUAUGUUUUGAUGAAGUUAAAGAUCCCGUUGUUACGAGGUGUGGCCACCUGUUCUGCUGGUCCUGUUUGCUCUCCUGGAUGAACCGCAGGAACUAUCAGUGUCCAAUAUGCCAAUCAGGAAUUUCAAGAGAAAAUGUUAUACCCUUAUACGGCCAUGGCCAAAAUCAAACUGAUCCAAGAGAUAAGCCAGAAGAACCAAGACCGAAAGCACAGAGAUCAACAUCUAACCAAAGACCAAAUUCAUUUUUUCGAGGAUAUGAGAACAGAAUAUCAGUUUCAUUUGGAUCAUUUCCUUUUUCAUUUAUUUUUCCUAUCGCAUUUGGAACUAACAAUACAGGGUCCUUUUUUGACCUCUUCAGAAAUGACGAAUCCACGCCAAAUAUGACUUCAGAGCGAAGAAGAGCUUACGCCUAUACCGGGUUUCUCUCCCUUGUAGGAUUACUAAUGAUCGCAUAUCUCGUUCUCUGUGUUUAAAUUCAUAAUGUCGAUUUUUUAAUUUAUUUCCCAAUA
Molecule: messenger RNA, 792 nt
Organism: Theileria parva strain Muguga
Lineage: Eukaryota; Apicomplexa; Aconoidasida; Piroplasmida; Theileriidae
Gene: rnf-5
Product: RING finger protein 5
Exons: 4
Coding region: 211-756 (181 amino acids)
Biological process (GO): ubiquitin-dependent protein catabolic process
Cellular component (GO): endoplasmic reticulum
Molecular function (GO): ubiquitin protein ligase activity; metal ion binding; ubiquitin-like protein conjugating enzyme binding
Source: RefSeq, a predicted model, not a curated record